GUCAGAAGCCAGUACUCCAGUACAUUCAUAUAUUCGCAGAUUUCCUCUGUAUUACGCCUCAAGAACCAGCGGAAACCCAUAUACUCAGACCUCCUCUGAGAGACACACCGCCACACGCCAAACACUAGCUACCAAACACGCCACAGAGAGGUCGGGAGACCAUACAACGAUGGACAGGUUUGUAGUCUCCCCUGCCAGCUCGCCGUCUGCUGCAGACCCCGGCAGUGGUGCUGAUGAUGCAGGGGAUGGGCCAAAAUCACUCAUUUUUUUUGCUCUAGUGAAGCCAAAUCGCGUACAAAAGCGCCUCCGGCGGGGCGCCUCCAGCGGGGCCCUCCGGGGGCGCCUCCCGCGGGGCCCCCUCACCAGCCGGGGGGGGCCGAUGGUCGCGGCUGCGCCGCGACCGCGCGGCUUCGCCGCGCCACCAGUGUACUGA
This is a messenger RNA of Ectocarpus sp. CCAP 1310/34, 433 nucleotides long. NCBI's taxonomy places the organism in Eukaryota, Phaeophyceae, Ectocarpales, Ectocarpaceae. The record is from the annotation of a GenBank genome assembly.